Molecule: messenger RNA, 267 nt
Organism: Trichomonas vaginalis G3
Lineage: Eukaryota; Parabasalia; Trichomonadida; Trichomonadidae
Product: COMM domain containing protein 5 family
Exons: 1
Coding region: 1-267 (88 amino acids)
Cellular component (GO): nucleus
Source: RefSeq, a predicted model, not a curated record
AUGGGUGAGAAACAACCAAUUUCAGCAGAUAAUAUUCCAUCCUUGAAAUCAAUGACAUGGCGUGCCGACGUUAUUCUAUCUUCUUCAUCAGUUAAUAAUGUCAUGCAACCAUUUAUUAUUCUUAGAUUCGAAUUAUCAGAUGGCACAUUUCAAACUGUCGAAUUAAGUAUGCAAGCUUUUCAUGAUCUCAGAUUUCGUGUUGCUGAAGCACUUCACUCAAUGCACAAACUCGAAGCGAAUUACUUAUUCACUCUUCGCGAUGCAUAA